UGCUCCAUAUUACGCAGCGGUGCGGAAAAGCUUACGGGCCUUCACCACCACCCCCGUCGACAAUAUGCUAACUGAAUCUGGACUCCCUAGCAUAAAUGAGAGAAUCGAAUACAUGACUGCAAGCCUUAUAUACAAAAUUUUAUGCUGCAAUAACAGCCACCUCUUUGACGAAAUACUUAAAGCUUCCAAUCGAAAGUAUCUUCCAAAGCGGCUCUCAGCGAUACACCGUGUACUGAUCACUGCCAAGAAAUUAAAUGUAUCAGUUAAACCAACUCGGAAAGUGUAUCCAAACUACCCGCCUUGGCUGCUGUCAGACUUAUCAAUUGAAACCCGUUUACAAACAUUUCAGAAGCAAAACACCUGUCCACAACUUUACGCGCAAAAUUUUCUGGAAUAUAAAGCUGAGCUAAGUCAAAAAGCAUUCAACUUUAUUUUUACCGAUGGUUCGAAAACCAAAUUUUCAACCUCAUUUGCAGUAGUCUCUGAAAACCUUGAUGUUUUAAGAAAAGGUAUCCUGCCUAAUCAUUGCUCCAUCUACACCAGUGAAAUCUUUGCUAUCUAUCAAGCCGCCUUAAUUGCAUCGAAAACCAAGGACAAUUUCUGCAUUUGUACUGACAGUCGGUCUGCCAUUGAUGCCCUCUGGAAAUUCAAAAAGGACAGCGUUCUAGUAACCCACACCAGGGAUUUGCUAAUUAAACACAAAAACAAAAUUAAAUUGAUUUGGAUUCCUGGCCAUUGUGGCCUCCAAGGCAAUGAACUAGCUGACUCUGUUGCGAAGAGUCUUCAUAAUGACCCAGUUAUCUGUUUUGACACUUUUGAAAAGGCCGAUUUGUCGAGACAUGUACGGCGGUAUAUUAACAAUAAAUCCUUACUAAAGUGGAAAGAAUAUGUUCACCAUUAUGCAGAUAUUAAUCCAACAAAAAUUAGGCCUACUUUUCCUUCCGAUGCUAAACAGUCAGACAUUCUCGUUUUCACAAGACUUCGUUUGGGCCACACGCAGAUCACUCACGGACAUCUUCUUAGUCAUGGAGUAUCAUCAUGCAACGUUUGCGGGGCAAUGAGCACAUCUGUGAAGCAUAUCUUGGACAUCUGCCCUCGUUUUUCUAUUCAAAGGCAACGGAUUUUUGGCUUGACUGUUCCAUCACAACUUCUCUCCGACACUGCAGCACUUAACAUAAGCAAGAUAUCUAGUUUUAUAGCCUCAUACAACCUAUCUCAUUUAAUUUAGUUAACCUUAACUGUAUAAUAUUUGUAAUCCAUAAACGAAAUGUAAAUUAGUAUUCUUUUGUAAAACCAGCUGAUGGCCUCGAGCUA
Messenger RNA from Bactrocera tryoni, 1314 nucleotides. RefSeq lists its product as uncharacterized. Lineage: Eukaryota; Metazoa; Arthropoda; Insecta; Diptera; Tephritidae. The record is from RefSeq and is a predicted model, not a curated record. The coding region runs from base 65 to 1228 and encodes 387 amino acids. Gene Ontology annotation, molecular function: nucleic acid binding; RNA-DNA hybrid ribonuclease activity. The transcript has a single exon.